Molecule: messenger RNA, 2397 nt
Organism: Striga hermonthica
Lineage: Eukaryota; Viridiplantae; Streptophyta; Magnoliopsida; Lamiales; Orobanchaceae
Source: the annotation of a GenBank genome assembly
AUGAAAAAAACCACAAAAAAUGGAACCGCACCACUUUUAGAAACUGAUCAGACCAAAUCCGCGGAGCUGGCCUCCGCCGUCGCGGCGGCGUCAUCUCCGGCGCAGAUCGCCGCCGCGUGCGCCGAUGUGGAGUCGUUCCUCCGGAAGCACACUCCUGACCAGCAGAGGUGGUUCUUCUCCAUCACUUUCCCAACCCUAAUAUGCAGAGUGUUCGGCUUCGAUGACCCCUCGCCUCCUUCGGCUGCUACCAAGCGCCACUCAUCCAACGGAUGGAUUGACGUUGCUGCUUCUGAAAAUGAUUCGGAGCUUUCAGGUAGAAUUUUCAGCCUGCUGUCGCCAAAUGGUGUGCUGUUGUCUUCAGUUUCUGGAAUCGAUCGUUUGUCUCUAGUUAAAUACGUUUUCCCUAUUGAAAGAUUACCAGAGUGGGUUCGUUACAUGCUUCAGAAGGAGAAAGACUGUCGGGCAUUGACUGAUUUGUGUCCUUUGUUCAAGAACAGGAUUAAGGAAGAUUCACUAAAGGGUUCUUCGUAUCAGAUCCAGUUGAAUGUUUUUGAAUAUUAUUUGUUUUGGUUUGCUUAUUUCCCUCUUUGCAGAGGUAACAGUGAGGGUUCAGAGACAGUGAAGAUUCAAAGGACCAAAAAGUUUAGGUUGGAGAACUGGUCAUAUUCAAUUCCUGGUCUUGCAAGUACUAAACGUGAAACAGAAAAGAAGACUGAGAGUAAUCUAUACAUAAGGCUUCUGUAUGUCUAUCUUCAUUCGUUUGUGCCUGUCCAAGACUUGAAUGUCCAGCAGCCCUACCGGAGUUCCUUACUUCAGUAUUCUCCUGGUUAUGAUAGUUCUAUUCUGGAGAGAGCUGAGUUUGUGGUCAACACAAUGAUACAUUUCUGGCUGGUUGACAAUGAUUUUUCACCCUUGCCCGUCAGUUUGUCAAAGGCAUUUGGUGUAACUUUUCCUUUUAGGUCUGUUCUGGGAGAGGCUCCACCUACCCCAGGAUUGGGUGACGUGUUAAAUGUUUUUGUUAAGUAUUUGAACAUGAGUUCGCUUGCAGCUACGGAAGGGCAUAAUCAGGUCGAUUAUGUUCGGACUCUUGGGUGGGGAGUUUCAGGUUCAUUUGAUGCUGUUAAGUCCAGGGAUGCUACUCUGAGUUCUCAUACAGUUGGACCACAAAACAUGUUGAUUCAGAGGCCCUUGUACAGAUAUAUCUUGAGAACCUUUCUGUUCUGUCCAGUGGAAACAUCCAUAAAAAAUGCAUCUCAAGCAUUUUCUGUCUGGAUCAACUAUAUGGAACCUUGGUCAAUUAGUUUUGAAGAGUUUGCCGAUCUUAAUGAAACAUUGGGGCUUCCUACAGGAAGUUCAGCAAACAAUGCCAGUAACUCAUCAUCUCCAGGAUAUUCUUCCUCUUGGCAGGGUUUCAUAUUGGCUAACUACUUGUUUUAUAGCUCCUUGGUCAUGCACUUUAUUGGAUUUGCACAUAAGUUUCUUCAUACAGACACGGAAGUUAUUGUUCAGAUGGUCGCUAAGGUAAUAAAUAUUCUAACAUCAUCAUCAGAGCUCAUGAAUUUAAUAAAGAAAAUUGACACUAUAUUCCAUUCAAAAGCGGUUGAUUCCUCUAAAUCAGGCCCAUUCAACAGAUAUAUUCCAACCAUUCUUCAACAGCUACAGGAUUGGGAGGAUGGCCUAUGUGAGAGUGAUGCUGAUGGUUCCUUUUUGCAUGACAACUGGAACAAAGAUUUACGACUCUUUGCCGAUGGCGAAGAUGGUGGGCAGCAUUUGCUUCAGCUCUUUCUGUUGCGUGCAGAAUCUGAGCUACAGUCAAUCUCGGGAAACAAUUUGUCACGGAACCUCCAGUGCCUCGAUUCCCUCAAGGCACAACUAAGUCAGUUGUUUGGCAGCCCUAUCACGAAAACCUCACCCGGAGCCCAUCUUCGUUCUUCAGACAGCCAGCAAUUAAGGGACGAGAUAUUCAGCCCCAGAAGGUUUGGCAACCAAAAACGGACCGAGAUUAAAUACAAAGGUGACUGGAUGAAAAGGCCUUUCUCGAACGACGAGAUUGCUUGGCUGGCCUCAUUUCUUGUCUACCUGUCGAGUUGGUUGAACGAGAAGCUCGGGCUGAACCAGGCUACUGAUUAUAGCCAGGCGUGCGCCAGGUGGUCCUAUGUGGAGGUGAAGGGUGAUGUGGCAAGUGUCUGUGGGCCUAUGGAGACUUUGAAAGUGAUUUUCUGCUCCAUUGUUUCAUGGGCUCUGUGGCUGGUCCAAAUGGGAGUGUGUUUCAUGAGAAGUCAUGGUUUGAGGGUCAAUCUGAGGUUGUUGGCCUCGAAAAAGAUAGUUGUGAUGGUGUUUGUCUUUGCUACCGUCAGUAUCAUAAAGAGAGCUCUGGCCCUAAAGAAAGAUAUGUAG